AGCUUAUGCUUUUUCUCUAAGAAAAAACUCUUUUUCUAUAAUCACUUCCCAUUCAGAAAAAGCUUCUCCAUUCCUAUUCAUUAUAUUAAACCAAACCCUCUUCAAGCAUUUGCAUUACAACUAUGGAAAGCCCAAAUAACAGACGGCAUUUCAUUCUCUCUUCUCUUUUCUUCAUUGUGUUUCUAUGCGUUCUUGCUUCCAUCAACGAGCUUCGAUUCUAUAGCUUAUUGAAGCUCGGUCAAUGCGCUAUUAUAAACUCUUCUAUAUCUCCGCAUUCAAAUCAAUCUCCGUUGUUCAGUAAUGAUACUUUAACAAAGAAAUUUUCUUCUUCUUCUUCUUCGGAAGAGGAUAUUCGGAUCCUCAUCGGAAUCUUGACCCUUCCUGAUCAGUAUCAUCGCCGCCACUUCUUGCGUAUGAUCUACGGGACGCAGCCACUGGUGGGGGGACAAGUUGACGUCAAGUUCGUGUUCUGCAACUUAACAAAGGAAGAUCAAAAGGUACUUGUAGCCCUAGAGAUAAUGCGUUAUGAUGAUAUUAUAAUUCUCAAUUGCAAAGAGAAUAUGAACAAAGGCAAAACGUACACUUACUUUUCAAGCUUGCCUGAAAUUUUCAACGUCUCGGAUGGGCCUAAUCCUCCUUACCAUUACGUAAUGAAAGGUGAUGAUGAUGCUUAUUUUAGGUUACAAAGUUUAGUAAAUUCUUUGAAGCCAUUACCUAGAGAAGAUUUAUAUUAUGGCUAUGUCAUUCCAUGCCCUAGCAUGGACCCUUUUGUGCAUUACAUGUCGGGGAUGGGAUAUUUAGUCUCUUGGGAUAUUGUGGAGUGGAUUAGGAUUUCUAAUAUACCAAAAAAUCACCUCGAAGGACCUGAGGAUAAGGUAUUCGGGGAUUGGAUCCGGGAGGGACAUAAGGCCAAAAACCGGUAUAAUGCUAAAUGGUCGAUGUACAACUUUCCGGUGCCGCCAACAAGAUGUACACAUGAGCUUUGGCCGGACACAAUUGCUGUGCAUUUGUUGAAGAAUCAGGAGAAGUGGAUUGAGACUUUGAAAUAUUUCAAUGUCACUGAUAAUUUAAAGCCUUCUAAGUUAUAUCAUAUACCUUGAUUUGGGAAUAUUAUGCCAAAGAGAGGCAUAAUCUAAUCAAUUACAAUUUUUUCUGUUUAUUCUUUUGAAUCAAUUGUUGUAUUUUUUAUUUUUUUA
Mangifera indica (mango) is the source of this 1196-nucleotide messenger RNA. RefSeq names its product hydroxyproline O-galactosyltransferase GALT3. Bases 123 to 1100 code for a protein of 325 amino acids. The record is from RefSeq and is a predicted model, not a curated record. Gene Ontology annotation, molecular function: hexosyltransferase activity. The transcript has a single exon. Lineage: Eukaryota; Viridiplantae; Streptophyta; Magnoliopsida; Sapindales; Anacardiaceae. Gene Ontology annotation, cellular component: Golgi membrane.